Limulus polyphemus (Atlantic horseshoe crab) is the source of this 938-nucleotide messenger RNA. RefSeq lists its product as uncharacterized. The transcript has 2 exons. The record is from RefSeq and is a predicted model, not a curated record. Gene Ontology annotation, cellular component: membrane. Bases 222 to 938 code for a protein of 238 amino acids. NCBI's taxonomy places the organism in Eukaryota, Metazoa, Arthropoda, Merostomata, Xiphosura, Limulidae.
AAGAACAACUCGUAUUUUACGUCUUUCCCCCUUAAAUCUUGUCCCUGUGAGGUAAAGAGCACAUUACUGUAGCUGUUAUUUAUAUGCAUCUGUGUAAACGUGUUAGUGAUUUAUACAUCUUUAAUACAUGAUCAUAAGACUUUAACACCUGGACGUCAUUUUCUGAAUCCAUGUUACGAGAACCUCGGUUUAUAUUUACUCCAUUUUGAUUCGGUUAAGUCAUGAAGUCUUUUUGGCAAGAUCUUACUCGUAAAGAGUUGAUUCCUGUCAAGAUAUUGAUGUUCCUCAUUUAUGGAGGACAGGCUACGCUGUACCCCUACUUUACAGUGCAUCUUAAAUCUCUCGGCAUGUCAAUCCGGGAAACUGCUAUAAUCUUUGCCGUCCAGCCUCUAGUGGCCUUGUUCGUGGCACCUUUAAUCGGAGUUCUGGCUGAUCGGAUCGGGAACUUCAAAACACUGUUUUGUUUUUUCCUUACCUUUUCAGCUCUCUCGUGUCUUGGACUUUACUUCACACCUCCUGUGGAGAGAAGUUUUCAGGAUGUCAUAUUAGAAUUAAAUUGCCACUCAGAUCCGAACAUUCCAAAUAUUGUCAGACUUAACACGAGUAACUCUUGUACGCCUAAGAACUCUGCACAUAUGGAAGAAAUGACAGUAGAGCUUUCAAAUUGCCAAUAUGUUUGUGAUGAGAACAAGAGAAUCAUUUCUGAUAGUGAAUUAUGCUUUGAAAACGACAAUAUAAAACAACGGAAUUGUGUUAGCAAAAAUGAAAGCACUGUGUUUCAUAUAUUCAACUUGAAUGCUACUUCAUUACAAGAUAAUGAAAACAACACUGUUUUAAUAUCUUACACUCUUUCAAACAACUUUUCGUACGAAGGAAUUUUUAUGAAAGAAUUAUGUGUAUACCAGAGUCUAAAGAGGGGGAUACAUCAAGCUGUUUAA